Messenger RNA from Sceloporus undulatus (fence lizard), 2549 nucleotides. Its product is annotated as matrix Gla protein-like. Gene Ontology annotation, molecular function: hydroxyapatite binding; structural constituent of bone; calcium ion binding. The transcript has 4 exons. The record is from RefSeq and is a predicted model, not a curated record. Lineage: Eukaryota; Metazoa; Chordata; Lepidosauria; Squamata; Phrynosomatidae. Gene Ontology annotation, biological process: bone development; osteoblast differentiation; regulation of cellular response to insulin stimulus. Gene Ontology annotation, cellular component: extracellular region. Bases 162 to 458 code for a protein of 98 amino acids.
GGAACCAGGGCAGAAGAAUGGCAGAAUGUCAGAGACUGCCUGGCCUGGGGCCUGCUCUACUUAGUGACACCAUAUAAGCUGCUGUUGAAAGGCAAACACUCCUAAGAAGUUUCUGGAUUCUUCAGGAGGAAGACACCAAAAUAAUUUUCUAAGAACAGAAGAUGGAGAACCUUCUGAUAGUGCUGUUGUUUGCUGUGGUCCUCCUGACAGCCCCCUGCUGUUGUGAAGCAGAUACAAACAGGGCCAUGGAUGAAGGGGUUGAGAUAAAGCGUGAAACAGCCAGUACCUUUGUGAGAAGGCAGAAGAGGUCUUAUCCAUAUUAUGAAAGGUACUAUGAGAUGUUCAAGUCCCCCAUGGAGAUGAAGCAGGAGCAAUGUGAAAACUAUGCACCCUGUGACUACUAUGCGGAAGUAGUGGGAUUUCAUACAGCCUAUCGCCAUUUCUUUGGAAGUGUCUGAGACUGGACAUUUCCUUCAUUUCUUACCUGGCUGGGACAUCUGCAAAAGACAAAUCAAAAUGUUGUGGGGGAGCAGGUACUGGGGAGGGCAGGGGAGGAGAAGCAAAGAAGACUGGUUCCAUGUCCCCAGCAUGCGUCCAAUGUUUGCACAACCAUUUCUCUCCAUUUGCAAAGAAGCACCUACUUCACUCCUUUUCCUAAGUUGCAUUUCUGCCAAUAAUCAGGUGGUCGUUGCCAUGUUGUUGGGGAAAUGAGUCCACUCUAGGUUUUAGUACAAACUUCAAAGGAGCCACAUAAGCUGCAGUAUUUGUUUUGGAGAUGGGGGCCAGCACCUUAGAUCACUCUGUUGAAGUCUGAACUAAACCCCAGAGUUGAUUCAUCACCUCGCUAACAUGGAAGCUGCCAAGCUGCCAACACAUAAGCCCCAACAUUUGCUGGAGGGCCAUUGCCAUUCCGUGAAAAGGGGAGCAGGUAGGGGUGGAUCAGAUAGAAGAAGGCCAACCUGGUGUCCCUUUAAGUGUUCUGAACUACAACUUUCAUCAGCUUAUUCUCAUGGUCAAAUAUAAGGCAUCAUGGGAGUUGUAGGCCCCAAAAUUUGGAGGGUACCGGCUGCUUUUUCCUGGACUUGUUCAAAAAUUGAUCAAGAAGAAUGGAAGCUGAUGAUCAUUUCUGGAGCUGACUUUGUCAGCAUGCACCUUAGAGGAAUACCUAAGGCUGCAUUUUAUUAUAACUUAGAAUAAAAAACAGAAUUGCGAAAAGGACCAAACAUUUUCUGAAAGCAUUCCAAACCAGAGCAUGGAAAAGUUAUUUUUAUGGAUGAAUCUUCCUAGACUCUUGCAUCCAGCAUGAUCACGCAUUAGGGUAUUCUGUAGAGUGCAUAGUACAAAUAAAGUACAAACUUUCCCAAGCUGUGCUCCAAACACUGUCUUUUUGUGGCAGCAGCUGCUGUUUGUGAAAAUUUGAUAGAUGCUUUGGUGGAAUUUAGUAAGAUUCAAAAACACACCAGCCCUUUUCUAGAAUGGUGUGUGUGUGACCUUUCAGGUGUUGUUGGCCUUCAGCUCCCAUCAUUCCUCAUUGAUUAAGAUGACAGUUUGUCUGAAAGCUUUGUUUGCCUGUAGUGAUGUUGUCACUUACAGAAAUUAUCUGGCUAGCUGACUACUACAGUAUUUUCUGGAAGAAGGCCAAUGAAAUAAAAUGUGAUUGACGCAGCCCCUAGGUGGUCUGCAACCAGGCUAGCAGAGUUUGGAAGUAACAAGUUACAAGUAACAGUUACCUGUAACUAGUUACUUUUGGGAUAACAAGAGUGUAAUAAAGCUGUAUUUCAAAAGUAACUAGAAAGUUACUGGUGUAAAAACAGUUUUCAGUUAUGUUCCAAAGCUACUUUUUAAAGAGUAUCUAAAUAGGUAUUGUGAUAGAGAUUUUUCAAGUUUUACUCCAUUUUCACCAAUGCUAAUAGCUCAUCUCCCUCAAAAAAAGUAACCAGCUGUAAUGGAAAAAUAACAAUGAGGGCAACCAGUUAUGUAGGGAAUUAUUUGAUAUCAUUAUUGUGCUAAGUAAUGGCAAUGGACUCUUUUUUUAAACAGCAUAACAAGUAAUGGAGUCCAAAAAUAACUUUUCCAAGCUCUGCUAUUUCAUUCCCAUGUCUUUGCUUACAUGCAUUUGGAAUAGUUUAACAGGAAGAAUGGUAGCAUUUUUUAUGGUUGGAAGAUUGGGAAAAUCAGGAACUAGUCAUGCUGACACUGAGCUUAUCUUCUAGAUGACCAAAAGUGCUGUUUCAUCCUUAAAUUUCAUCCCUCCCCUUUCUGGAUCUCCAAUGGACACAUGCAUUCAUUUAGCUACAGGGAAUAGAGAUAAUUUUUCUUUUAAAAAAUAAACACGUAUAUUAUUUUGAGGAAAUUGCAUUCGACCCUAUAUUAUACAUGGCAUUGGAUGAAAACUGGUGCAAAGAAUGGGCAACUCUAACCACAUUGUGUAUAUAUAUAUAUAUAUAUAUAUAUAUUCCUUUUUGUUAUAUAUUCUAUUGUAUUUGCAAACCAGCUGAUCUGAUUCCUGUAUCGAUUUUUAUUAGACAAAUACAUACUGAUGUUUUGAA